GACGGCUCGUGCUCAAGCAAAGACACACGUUUGUUUGAGUGCGUUUGAGUUUUUUGAGUAGUCAACAUCGCGUUGUUGUAUUCUUCGCUUCCUUCUCGCUAGUUAUUAAUUUAUUUCGUAUUAAAAAAAAAAAGAAAUAAAAUAGUGACUCAAAAAGAAUCGAAUCAAAGCAAAUAAAGAUAAAAAAAAGAUAAAGAAAAUAAAACAAGACGAUAAAGUCGAGUCAAAUGUUUAAAUCGGAGGAUAUUCCCGAUAGUUUAACUUGUUGGUUGGAGGAGUUGCGUUUUCGUACGGAAAAUUACGAGCCGUCGCGGUAUUUUCGACCGAACUCGUCGGAGUUUUCGUUGUUGUUGUGUUCGAAACAAGAAAAUAAGGAGAUUAGUAUGCACAAAGAUUCGAAUAAUUCGAAAAGUGUUUACGUUCGGCUUUGGGAGUGCACGUCGAGCGGUUCCGGGCAAAGUUCGGCCGAUUGUAAAAUUAAUUUCGCGGAAGAACGACCGGUUUCGACCGUUUUUCAAGAAUGCGUCGAACAGGAAUUUAAUAAACGUCCGGUUAAAGUCGAAAAAGUCGAGUUUUAUUUAACCAAAGAUGUUCUUCACUGGAUUACCAAUUUGUGGUAUAGUAGCGAGGAAGAAGAUGAAUUUGAAGAGGAGAUUCUUGAUAAAUGCACGGAAUUCGACCAAAAACAUUCCAAUUCACCGACGAGGCCUAAACCAGCGAAAUUCCCGGCGAUUCCUGAUGAUGGCAUCGGCGGGGUUGAGUUAAGGAGAAGCGAAUCGAGCUCGAAUAGGAAGGAAUACGCUCAAACUAUUCAUGAAACUACGAAUAGUAUUAAAGGUUUCACAAAAGGACCAUAUAAAUUAAAAGGCGACAACAACACAAAAUUAAAAGUUGACAAUGGAAAGAUCGAAAUCGGAGAGCACCAAAUCCAAUUUUUCAGCAACGAUUGCCUACUCAGGACGGAAAUGGUCGAAGGAAAAGUAGAAAUCGAAAAACACCAAAUCACCUACAAAACGAAAGACGGAAUUAGAACCGUCGUUUUUAAAAAUCCCAUUCGAAAUCAAGACUCGAUUUUGGCCGACAGCCGAAACUUUUUGCGCAAAUUCUUGCGGCGUCGUUCCGAUAAACAUUUAUUAGAAAAAAAGGGUAUAUUAAAGAACGAAAAUGUUUUCGGGAAUAAAUUACCCGUUUUGAGGGAUCGUUUUGAAGGAAACGCCGUUCCUCCCUUUGUCAAAAAAAUCAUGGCUUUAAUCGAGCAAGAAGAUAACAUCAAAACGGAGUACAUUUAUAGGAUUUCCGGGAAUAUGGCUGUUAUACAAAAAAUUAGGCUACAAAUCGACGAGAAUAACAUCAAAAUUUUAGAUAAACACGUCAAAGACGUCGAAGUUUUAACCGGAACUUUAAAAUUAUUUUAUAGAGAAUUGGUCGACCCAGUUUUGCCCCAUAAAGAUUUUGAGAAGCUAAAUAAAAUCAUGGAAAACACAAAGCUUAGCCCAAACGAACGCUCAACCCAAGUAAUCGAAACAAUAAACGAAAUCGAAUCCCCUUUUAAAGAGAACUUAAAAGAAUUAAUCGAGCAUUUAUUAAAAAUCGAAUCAAACAGCUCCUACAACAAAAUGACCCUACAAAGCUUAGCGAUCGUUUGGGGCCCCUCUUUAAUUUGGUACCAACAAGAUAAAAACCCCGAUCCGGGUUACAACGCGGUUAAUUUUAGUUUGUUGGCGAAUAAAGUGGUGGAAAUGAUUUUCGUCUCGUACAAAAUGGAUUUGCAACAAUUAACUUCAUCCGAAUUUAGGGGCGAAGAAACUAAGAUUAAAGAGGAUUUAGCGAUGGUUCCGGAAGAAAAAGUAAUCGAACGGCAAUUUUCGGAAGAAGGAACAACCAAAAACACGAUGGCUUCGUUUGUUGGUGGAAUUUUCGGGCUUAAAAAGACCGAAUCUAAGGAAGCUUUAUUUGGGAGCAGUUGGAGUUUAAGCUCGUUUGGAUCGGAAUCGAAAAAAGUUAAUGAUAAUCCUUUUUAUGAUUAUCCGUUCGAAUCUUUGCCGAAGCGCGAAAAUGAAUCGAUCCCGUGGGUGAUUUGCGAUAUUUUAAAGGUUUUAGAAGGAAAAGUAGGUACGAAAGAUCUCUACAUAACCUCUUCGAGUAAAGAGUACAUGAAUAAAUUUAAAAGGAGGAUUUCCAAAAAAAACCCAGAUAUAAGCAAGAUGGAGCCGUUGGAUUUAGCGAUAAUAUUGUUAAAGAUUCUAAAAGAAUUAAACGAUAAAUUAGUCCCCGAAGAAAUAUUUUUGGAUUAUUGCGACAAUUACGAAAGACUUACCUCGGAUCAAAGAAAAAGGCUCGUCGAAACUCAUCUUGAGAAUCUCCCCAAAGACCGGAAACUAACCCUAGAAAAAAUAAUGGAACAUUUAUUCAACAUGUUUCAGCACCCAAACACCAAUAGAAACGCAAUUGGAAACGUUUGGUUACCAAUUUUUUGUUGUACAACUAAAAUUAGUGACCACUCAUUAACUUUUACUCGCUUAAUUUUUAAUUAUUAUGAACAAAAAUUGUUUCCCAACACAAUUCCUAUCUCUAAUUUAGAAAAUAAGGCGGAAAAUACUAAUAAACCGUUUGAGUAUCAAGUGAAAAUACGCAACGAAGAGGGCGAAUGGAAAACGACCUAUUCCGAAACAACAACAACAACGUCGGUGCAAAAUAAAAUUCCAACCAAGGAGGAUGUUAAAAAUAAUUUUAGUAACGCGCAACUAAAUAGUAUAGCAAAUAGCAUGGGGAAAAACGUGCAAGGUUUAAAUAAAUAUUCAACGAAAUGGAGAAAUGUUGGUGCGGAAAAGAAAUCAUAAACAAAAAAAUUGAUUUAGUGUGAUAAUACUCAAAGUGAUUUAUUUAUAAGGUAUAUGU
Onthophagus taurus is the source of this 2898-nucleotide messenger RNA. RefSeq lists its product as uncharacterized. Gene Ontology annotation, biological process: signal transduction; regulation of GTPase activity. The record is from RefSeq and is a predicted model, not a curated record. Gene Ontology annotation, cellular component: cytoplasm. NCBI's taxonomy places the organism in Eukaryota, Metazoa, Arthropoda, Insecta, Coleoptera, Scarabaeidae.